AUGACGCUCACUGACCUCGUUGCUCUCAACCCAAACUAUACUGGGUUUGACUCAAUCACUUGGUAUGUGGGGAACGCUCUUCAAGCUUCAUCAUUUUUCGUUACCCGCUUCGGAUUUCAAGUGAUCGCCUAUCGCGGGCCCGAAACUGGCUCACAUUUGAUAUCCGCGUAUGUACUAUCGAAUGGCAGCGCAGUAAUGCUGUUCAUGGCACCUAUUCGUGGCCUUGGAGACACCAAAGAUGCGAGGGCAUCUAAGGAGGAUGAUCAACUUCUCAGGGAAAUCCACACUCAUUUGACAAAGCAUGGGGAUGGAGUCAAGGACAUUGCUUUUGGGGUUAGCAACGUCCAUCAAGUUUGGCAGUAUGCUGUUGCAAACGGUGCUAAGUCCAUUCAAAGCCCCCGGGUGCUAGUAGAACCUGACCUUGGUGAGGUCUGCUGCGCCAUAAUCGGCACUUACGGCGAUACCACCCAUUCUCUCAUUGAUCGCAGUCGGUACAAAGGGGUUUUUCAACCAGGAUUUCGUCCAGUUACGCUAUCAGAUCCAGUGAAUGAUAUACUACCGGCGGUGGAGUUUAUUGAUAUCGAUCACUGCGUAGGCAAUCAGCCAUGGGGUGGACUGGAGACGACCGUCAAAUUUUAUGAACAAGCACUAGAUUUCCGUCGGUAUUGGACAGUCGACGAUAGGGAGAUGUGCUCGGAAUACUCGGCGAUGCGUUCUGUCGUUGUGGCAUCGCCAAAUGAAGUGAUCAAGAUGCCCCUGAACGAGCCGGCAGUGGGCAAGAAAAAGUCACAAAUCGAAGAAUUCGUCGACUAUUACAAUGGAGCUGGCUGUCAACAUAUCGCCUUUAGCACCAAAGAUAUCGUUGAAACGGUCAACCAUCUUGCGAAACGAGGUGUACACUUUUUAAAAGUUCCAGAGUCAUACUAUGUUACCCUGCGCCAACGACUGCAAGGGAAACAUGCCAAGGUAGCAGAGCAGCUCAACAUUCUUCAAAAGUCGAACAUCUUGGUAGACUUUGACGAAGGUGGCUACCUGUUGCAAAUUUUUGCCAAGCAUGUGUUGGACCGCCCGACUGUGUUCAUUGAAAUCAUCCAGAGGGAAAACUUCGAUGGUUUUGGGGCAGGGAAUUUCAAGAGCCUGUUCACAGCCUUUGAGCAGGAACAGGCAUCCAGGGGAAACCUAUGA
Penicillium nucicola is the source of this 1185-nucleotide messenger RNA. Its product is annotated as 4-hydroxyphenylpyruvate dioxygenase family protein. The transcript is spliced from 3 exons. Gene Ontology annotation, molecular function: 4-hydroxyphenylpyruvate dioxygenase activity. The record is from RefSeq and is a predicted model, not a curated record. NCBI's taxonomy places the organism in Eukaryota, Fungi, Ascomycota, Eurotiomycetes, Eurotiales, Aspergillaceae. Bases 1 to 1185 code for a protein of 394 amino acids. Gene Ontology annotation, biological process: L-tyrosine catabolic process.